GGUGACCUGUUUUUAAUUUAUUGAGAUUGUGACACAGUACAAGGCAAAUCCUUUAUAGUAACGGUUUUGUUAUGUAAAAUUUAUUACCUGUCUUACAUGAACAUUUUAUAAGAGUUUUGUGUUUGGAAAAUAGUUUUAGUGAAUAUGUUAGGAUCAGUUUUUCAUAAUAAUAAUAAUUUGAAAACCUUGGACAUGGCAACCGGUGGUACGUUUAUGGAUUAUUUCCGUGUAAAAAUCAUUGAUGUUGGACUACUAAAACUGGAUUUUUCCGAUAUAGCAGUCUUGUGUUGUGUGGAUAUGUGUGGAGUGAAAAGAUGUGUUCUGUCCUGUGUGUCCGAACUCAAGUCAACUUAAAAACAAGGAAAUGGAGAUAAAUGCCUCUUAUUCCUGAUCUCGUCCAAGGUUCCUCAGGAGUACCAAAGCCUGACAAAAAUGGAGCAUGCGGAUCUUGUGGCCGAAAUGGCUCAUGUGGAGCACUUGAGCACCCAGGAACGUCUUCACCUGGCACGCCGUCGACGCUUGCAGCAACUCAAAGCUUGGACACAACGAGAGAAAAAAUGGUCAGGAAGUAAAGUUCCCAAGUCGAACAAACACAUAUACUUCAGUGACAGUGUUAUGCUUUUGGAAGCUGCUGCUAGGAAUGACAUUGAUGAAGUGAGGCGGUUAUUAGUGAAGGGUGUUAGUCCUGAUUCUACUAAUGAAGAUGGUUUAACUGCUCUACAUCAGUGCUGUAUUGAUGACAAUGAAGAAAUGAUGAAGCUUCUAAUUGAAUAUGGUGCAAAUGUAAAUGCAGAAGACAGUGAAAAAUGGACUCCUCUUCAUGCAGCUGCUACAUGUGGCCAUCUGCACCUUGUUCGGUACCUCAUCAGUCGAGGUUCCAACCUGCUGGCUGUGAAUGCAGAUGGGAACAUGCCAUAUGAUAUCUGUGAAGACGAGGCAGCACUGGACUAUAUUGAAGGUGAAAUGGCUCGUCGUGGAGUUACUCAAGAGCUGAUAGAUGAGACACGGGCUUCAACAGAGCUGCAGAUGUUGAGAGACCUUCACCAGAUGGCAGCAGAGGGUAGGGAUAUAGAAGCAUAUGAUCAUCAGGGAGCUACACCACUUCACAUUGCAGCAGCAAAUGGCUAUUUGAGGGUUGUGGAGUUCCUUCUAGAUCACAACGUUGCGACCAACGUGAAAGACAAUGAUGACUGGCAACCAGUGCAUGCUGCAGCUUGCUGGGGACAUUUAGAAGUUCUCGAGUUGCUAGUACAUCAUGGUGCAGACUUGAAUGCCAAGACAAAACAUGAAGAGACACCUGCUGAUAUAUGUGAGGACUCAGAACUGCGGGAACGUAUCCUCCAAUUACGAAGUGAACAAGAGACAAAGAGACUGCAGGAAACAAAGAAACGUGGUGUGAACCGGUCACAGUCCAACACACGCACACAGUCUGUGCGAAGAACGUCUAUACGGGACAAGACAAUUAUCACGAAGAAAGAUGCAGUGGAGGAAGCACGGCGGCUAGCGCAAGAAGUAUUUGUUGCUCCUGGUGCUGGUGGGAGUGGUAACUCCAGAGUGGAGCCAGCGACCCAGGAGAACAUUUCUUCUGCAGAUCCUAUCUCUAACCCGAAGGAUGCAGUAAAUGGUGAAGUGGUAGGGACUGACCUGGUGGUGUCGACAGAAAGACGGGCCCCUGAGGGACAAGACAAUGAUCUGGAUGAAGAAUUCCAUAAUGACUCCAAAGCUGCUGCUUUAGGUUUGCCUACAAGUUAUGUAACUGGAGGUAAUGGUAACAUCAACAUUCAUGUGUCUGUAACAAUAAAUGCAGGCACACUGGCAGACCUCAAGAAGCAGCGAUCUCAGAUCCGUAACAGCAGUCCGGAUGGAAUGGUAACAGGUCUAUCACCUGUGUCUUCAGUCGCAAGCAGUCCGAUGCCUUCUGUGCAGCGCUUUACUGGAGACACAGAUGAUGUUGUGGGUGACCCCAGACCCAAACGCUGCUGCAGCAUUUCCUGAGUUGUACUUAACUUUUGAGUAGAUGAGCUAGUACAAAUUGGUACUGUGAAUCUUUAUUGUUUAAAUCCAAUGCAUGUUAUUUAUUUCACAUUCCAUAUUUACUUACUUCUCCAGAGGAACGUUUUGCAUUGGUGUCUGAUACAUUCCAGCAUUCUGUCUUUCUAUACAGUGGGAGGGACCUGUGGUUAUUAAUUAUGGAAGAUAUUUUUAGCUGUGAAGGCCUGAAAGCCAUUAAAUUCAUUAUUUGUUGAUUGCCCUUGCUGUAUCUUCACAACAGAUAGUAGUUCUUGUUGGCACAGUGAUUGGUAGUGGAUAAGACACAUAAUGGUUACGGAAAGAGAAAUUAAGGAAUAUUGUUUCUAAAGUAAGUCUGCACAAGUCAGAAUACAACUAACACUAACACUAAAUACAGACAAAGCAGGCCUGAUAUGGUCAUGUUUCAUUACUUAUACCACUUAAAUGUAAAGAAGAAUAUUUUAUAUUGAAGCUGUAAUUAUUACAGGCCUGAAAUCCUGCAAGGUGGUAUGUGUCAGUACAUUCACUUCUAACCUUAUUAAAUGCCAGUGUGCAAUUAUUCAGCUUUUCAUUUCCCACAAAUUUAUGAAAGUGAAGAUAUAUCAUUUCUGCACAAAACUUAUGAUGAUCCUUUUGAUAAUGAUGCUCUGUUCUCCAUUUCUUAUGCAAAACUGAAACUGAAAAUCUUGCCAUUUAGUCUUCAGGCUCUCACACAUGUAGUGUUCCACAUUACUUUGUAACUUUAUGAGAUUAGAAAAGACUGCAGGCUAUCUUGUACUGAAUUAACACAAACAUUUGUGUCACUUUGUCAGUUAAAGGCUUGAGAAUUUGGUUGGUGAAGCAGAGCCUCCUAUUUGCCAGACUGUAAUGGUGUGUGAAGAUUGCUAUCUUCUUGGUUAUUGUGCCAUGUAAUAUGGUGGGUUUCCACCAACGUUUCAGAGGUCAUACUGCCUCCGUCAUCAGGGCGAUGAAUGUGAAACGGUGGAAAUCUACCAGACUACAUGGCGCAAUAACCCAGAAGACAGCAAUCUUCAGACUAACCGCUGUGAAAACCUGAAAUCCUACAUGUAAUGGUGUGUGUUAGAGUAAGCAUUUCCUUAAUGAAAAUGAUGUGCUAUCAUUUUGUUAUUAGUUUUUCAGCUUUAAAUCAACUUGAAAUGUUGUUUGUUAGCACAGACAACUGAUUUCUUAAUAUAGUGACUGUCACACACAGCCCUCAAAUCUGGAAAUAAUGCAUACUUUAUUACUGUCUUAAUAUCAUUAAUGAUAAAAUUGUGAUCUUUCUUGGAAUGAGUAAACAGUGUCAGGUCAAGAGCGUAAUGUUGUAACAGUUGUUGUCAGGCACUUAUAAAUAUUUCUGUGUUGGCAGCACAAAAUUAAACCUCUUGACAUAGUGUUACAAAUUCCCCACACUUUGUACGCAUAACAGUAUACAAAUGUGAGAGGGAUCAAUCACAGUUCUAAAAUAUAUUACCUUUUUUCAUUCAAGUGCAAAACUCUAUGUAAGAAAGAACAAAUUAGUUGUGUAGAAUGCUUAAUGAUGGGAUAGAAAACUAUAAUAAAAGAACAAUUGAAUAUUUCAUUAUUCAUACCAUAAUUGGCAAUUAUGAAAAGUAUAAUGGAAUGUUGAGGCAUACCUAGCAAUUAACUUUGCAAAGUAAAGUCCAAAUUUAGCAAUAUCAUGGAUGUCUGAGUAUAUUGGAUGGCUAUGUGAUGCACAGGCUUGAACUGCUAAGCCAAUCAGAUGGUGCUGAGGGGUUAAAUACUUGAUUGAUUUGAAUAUGUGCAAAUAUAACCUAGUUUUUUGGUAUCUACUUUGAGAAGAAUUUGUACUUUGUAUUCAGUCAAAUACAGAAUUAUAGUAUGUAAAAUGGUAGUACAUCACAUAAAAGCUGGGUAACAUGCAACCACUUGUGGAAGGAGAUACAUAUUUUUGUGAAGUAUGUAGUACCAUUGCUUGACCCUAUCUGAAAAUGUAUUUUUAAACCAUACUUAAAAUGUAAUGCUUUUAAUUCAUAUGCAUCUUUUGGUAAUUAUCUAUCAUUAAAAGUAACUAUUAUAAUACUAGUAAUACAAAUAAUAUUACACCAAUGAAAGCCAAAGAUUGAACAUCAUGGAACUUAGAUUGUUGGCCUAACAUUUGUUUAACAGUCUUUCCUAAAACUCAGAGAUAUAAACUUUAAACUUCCAAUUUAUAUUUUUGAAAGACAUAUGUGAAGUAUUAGAAUGAGACUUAUCGUAGAUGACAAGCUGUAAGCAUAGGUACAUUGAAUGCACAAGCAGUGAUGUGUGGUCUUGUGAAAAACUACAGAGUUCAGUCAUACAUGUUGUAUCAAAUAUCAACAUUGUUUCAAAGUAGUUAGCAAUCGCUUUGAAAUAAAGUGACUGACAAAAAGUUACCUCAUAUUUAAUAGUACUUGACCAUGGGGCACUGGAAGAUGCUCAUCUUUUCUUUAAGUGCAUGUACAUGCAGACAAAGGAUGGGAAAUUAUUUUUACUCAGGCUCCAAUGUGACUGUUUUCAUAUGUUAAGAGCUUUGCGAGAAAUAGUCCUCAGUUUUUUGCACUGACUGAUUGUAGAACUGAACUGAAGACCCGAAGUCUCAAAUGACUGAACAUACUUUAUAGAUAUACCAGAAGAUAUAAAAAGUAUAAUUACUUGAUUUGGACAUGAUAUUGAGAACUGAAUAUAAUGUUCUUCAGGUGCAAGACAUGCAUUGAAUUCAAUAUGUAAUGAGCCUCACUUGACUCUCAUACUGAGUCAUAGGUGUAGUAAAUUAAAAUAGUAAAUGUGUAUGCAAAAUGUAAAAACCUUCAUUCUGUUGAAAUCCAAAAUUUUGUUUUUUGCAAUACAUUGUCUGUAUUGUGUAUGAGAAAUUAAAAACUUAUAAUGAGCUGUACAAUUAACCCCUUGUGUUGGCAUUCAAAUGAGACACUGCUGUGCAUGGUGAGAUCAUUUAUAUUUGCAGUGAACUGUGCUGUAAGUGGAGAUUAAUAAUAAUUUUCUUAAAAAUUUCUGAAUGUGGAACAAUGAAUGUAAUUCAUAAGUGGGUGACUUUAAAAUUCAAGGUCAUGCCACCUUUUUGUGACAUCCUAAAGUAAUUGACCUAGGUUAGUUGAAGAGUGGUCAUGCUAUGCAGAAUGACCAUUUUAUGUUAUCAUACUGACUUGGUUUUCCAGUGCAAGGGGUUAAUAAUAUCUUAACAUCAGUAUGAGCCUAAAUUUGAUUUUCUUGUCCCAUAUGUGCACCACUGGGAACCAACGCUUGGAAAUAAGGGUGUCUUUUCAAACUCUCAUAGUGCUUUCACUGAUUUAUUGGGGCAAAAACAGAUUCUGAUUUUAAAUUUAAAAAAAUUGUUCAGUGCCGGUGAUGAAAUCUGAGAAUGACUACUGUACUAUUUCAAGGUCACAUCACUGUUUGGUUGGUUCUGGAACUAUCACCAUGUGCCAAACCAGGAGCUUCAUUGUGUGGCCUACAAACCAUAUCAUAACAUAUACAAGUGCCUGUAGGAUUGCCAUUGUAUUAUAUAUUGUAAGGUUGUGGCAUUUGCUUUUAUUGGUGUGGAUAAUCAGCUUCUGUGGGCAGCAGGAUUACUGCUCAUUGUAUCAUAAGACAACUGGUAUGGCGAGACCUUGGUCAAGUUGACGAGCUUGUUCUGGCUUUGUUAUUACAUUUGCAGUGUUUUUCAACAUCUAGUACUUCAGUCAUAAAUCUGUGUGAUUAUUGGGUGACAGUUUGCUGUCUCAUUAUAAUUUAACUUUCUUGCUGCUUUUCAUGUAUGAUAAAUAUGAUACACACACAUGUAUUUUGUUUUUAACCCUUUCCAUUCUGAGUUUACUUUUAUGUAAAUUCAUUAAUGUUUGUAUGUUUCCAUGAUUGUACAUAAUUUCCACUUGGGUCAACAUUAUAAAUAUUCAGAGCAGGUAUAGCUGUUCUUCUAAGAGAGCUCAUUCAUAGCAUGGAAAGGAUUAAAAGUAUUUUCUUUAUCUUGUUAAACAUGCUAUGUAAACUUCAUUGAGAAAUAGUCAGGUUUCAUUUAAGUAAUGAGGUUGGUUCCUACUGCAAACAUUUUAUUGAAUUCUGUGGCUAAAUUAGCAGGAUGAUCUAGAAGACAGUGGUGAUUUUUCAGCUGAUAAAUCUCAUAAUACUGGUAUUUGUCAGGGCAUGACAAAUAAUUGUUUCACUUUCUUACUUUGUUUACUAGAAGCAUUUUUUUAACUUGGUGAAUUUUUUGAAUUUCAAAUAUUGUACUAUAAACUAAAUGGGAUAGCCUGAAUUAGCAGGGGAGGUAGAACCAAUGUCAAUAAGAAAAGGUUUCGCUGUACCAAGAUCAGUAUUACCAAUGUAUUUCAUGGUUGUGAAGGUUGGCAGCUCAUAAUAACAUUCCACUCAAAUGUAUGUUACAGUUUUGGACACUUUUGUCCAUUCUUGUUGGUUUAUUAGUGAUUACUCUGUAUUAUAUAUUUUUACUGUUUUUGCUUUUUUUUUAUAGUGCAUUGGUUGUACUGGAUUUUGAUUGAGUGUAAAUAGUUGGAGAUCAUGUUAUUGUUCGAAUGUCUUCCAACAAAUUUCUGUAAAUGUAUAUGGUCAUAUUUGGGAUGUCUAGUGUUCUCCCCAGAGAUGCUUGAUAAGUGAAUUAAUAUAUUUUCAUAGACUGAAUAGUUCUAUGUAACUGAAGAUAGACUGGAGAAAAAUGACAGGUUAUUACAGAUUCAAUAUUAACCCUUAGUGCAAGUCUCCAGUGGGUGUAUGUGAAUGUGUUCGUUCAUAUGUGUAUGUAUGUAUGUGGAAAUAAAGACAUUAAGUUAUUGGGAGCAUCUGUAUUGGGGUCAGUGAAUCAAUGUCCUGCUCAUUGUAUGCUAUUUUCCGUAUGUUAAUGUAGCCAUCAUUAGUAAUCUGUUAUGCACCUUUUGUUUUCAACCAUGCUCUUUCAUAAAUAGUACAAUGUUUCAUAAAUUAUUAGACUACAUGGUAAGCUGUUCUGCCAACUAUGUUAUUAAAGUAAAGUUAAAUGUAUAGCCUUUAUUGCCAUGUUUGGCCUAUCAGUUUCUCAAUUCUGAUUCUCAUUUGUAUGUUACUGAAUCUCAUAUAGAAGAGCUUGUUUUGCAGUGAACUUAUCACCAUUGUUCAUCCUACUGUCUUUUGUAUGUUUUCCCUCGCUUUGUUUCUGCAACUUGUCCUUGGUCUUCUCAGUGUUUUUUUAUUUUUUUUAUGCUCUUAAUAAUCUUGUCUAAUGCACAUAUCUUUGUAUGAAUGUUCAUAAUUUCAUUGACUUUUCAUGUGGUGUUUCUACUUUCAAAACUUGCUUAGUGUCCUGAUUUUGGAUUGUAAACCUUGUUAAUUCCUAAAUACUUUGUAGAUACUUCAUCUGUGCUUGUAGUUUAUCUGCAUAUCUUUUACACCAUGUCAUUUCUUUUCCAUAUGCUGAAAUGGGCAGUAAUGUUUUUUGUAAAACUUUUUUUUUAAUUUCCAAUUUUCAGAUUGUCUCUAACAGCCUCUUGAAUAUAUGGGUGUGGUUGCCACUACAGUUCCUCAAACAUUUUCAUAACAAUGGACUGGAUGUGGUGACACAUUCCAUGGCCACUUAGAUCUCUGGAUUUCCCUCCAAUGGACUCUCCUUUUGGGGAUUUGUUAAAGGCAAGGUCUGAAUACCACCAAUGCCAUGAAAUCUGAAGAGCUCUGAGGCAGUAAUUUGACAUACCACUGCUCUGAACAAUCAUAGCAUUUUAAAUAAAGUUUGACAAAGUGGGGUGUGUCACAUUAUUGGGGGAAACUGUAUGUUGCACUUAGGGGUGAUAAUAUGGAAAUGGUUCUUAGCGAAAUAUACGUGGUUAAGGAAGAGGGUGGAACAGGCUUAGGAUUGUUUGAUUUUAACAUGUUUGAACCUUCAGGUUCAGUUACAGAGGGUUAACCUCCCUCCCACAAAUACUGUAUCCUGUAUCUUAACCUUUAUUUAACUUCCAGUAUGAUGAAGUACAUGCCUGGUAAUCAUCAAAUGCAUGGGUGUAUCAUCUGUAGUGAUCAGUCCUUCAAACUGAAUUGCAUGCUGGGGAGAGCAUUGUCAGUAUCAUGCUGAUGAAGCAUGUUCAUUUUCCUGUUGUUUGUCCAUGACCAACUACAAUUUUGAACAUAAAUUGUUUAUUAAGAAUGUCCAUACAUACCAUUAAGAAUGUUUUCUUAAAAAAAUAUGCAUUUAAUUCUGGUAUUGUAACUGUGAAGUAUUACAUGAUGUAAUGAUAUAAUAUACAAGAAUACCUUAUAA
Zootermopsis nevadensis is the source of this 8272-nucleotide messenger RNA. It is a transcript of the gene MYPT-75D, whose product is annotated as Myosin phosphatase targeting subunit 75D. The record is from RefSeq and is a predicted model, not a curated record. Lineage: Eukaryota; Metazoa; Arthropoda; Insecta; Blattodea; Termopsidae. Gene Ontology annotation, molecular function: myosin phosphatase regulator activity; enzyme inhibitor activity; protein binding. Gene Ontology annotation, cellular component: cytoplasm.